AUGGAAUAUCAACAGCCAGCACGACGAGGCAUGCAAGCAAUAAAGUGUGUAGUGGUUGGUGACGGCGCAGUUGGAAAGACUUGCUUAUUGGCUGCAUAUGCUCAAAAUAAAUUUCUUGGUGAAUAUCGCCCAACGAUAUUUGACAAUUAUGCCGUGGUAGUAAACAUUAAUCAGGAACCUUAUAAUUUAAACUUAUUCGAUACCGCUGGUCAAGAAGACUAUGACCGUCUUCGUCUAUUGAGCUAUCCGCAGACUGAUAUUUUUUUGGUGUGUUUUAGUAUUUCACAACCUUCAUCGUUGGAAAAUGUUCGCUCUAAGUGGAUACCAGAAAUUACUCAUCAUUGUCCUCGCACACGAUUUAUACUUGUCGGAACACAAAUUGAUCUUCGAGAUGAUCCGAAAACUAUUGCCAAUUUGAAAAAGUCCCAUGAAACUGUGGUCUCAUUCAAACAAGGUGAAAAAGUGAGCCGUGAGAUUAAAGCAGUCACAUUUGUUGAGUGUAGUGCGUUAACACAAAAAGGGAUCAAGGAAGUAUUUGAUGAAGCAAUCAUUGCCGCUCUUGUUCGACCAAAAGAACCACGCAAACCAAUAUGUACUCUUUUAUGA
This is a messenger RNA of Rotaria socialis, 606 nucleotides long. The record is from the annotation of a GenBank genome assembly. Lineage: Eukaryota; Metazoa; Rotifera; Eurotatoria; Philodinida; Philodinidae.